Messenger RNA from Delphinapterus leucas (beluga whale), 4353 nucleotides. RefSeq names its product zinc finger protein 324 (gene ZNF324). The record is from RefSeq and is a predicted model, not a curated record. Gene Ontology annotation, cellular component: nucleoplasm. Gene Ontology annotation, biological process: regulation of immune system process; regulation of cytokine production; negative regulation of transcription by RNA polymerase II. Lineage: Eukaryota; Metazoa; Chordata; Mammalia; Artiodactyla; Monodontidae. Gene Ontology annotation, molecular function: DNA-binding transcription repressor activity, RNA polymerase II-specific; RNA polymerase II cis-regulatory region sequence-specific DNA binding.
UGGCUGCCGGCGUCGGGCCACGCCGGUGACGGCCGGAGAGCGCCGGGUCGGGGCCGGUUUUGCGGAAGGGUCUGGAGACCCGAGGUGCGGGCAGCGAGGACGUGCGGGCAGCGAGGACGUGCAGGCGGAGAUCCGAGGCACGGGCAGCCGAGCCCGGGGGCCCACGGCCAGUCCCCGGCCUCAGUUUCCCGGGGUGCGGCGUGUGCGCCCCCCAAGCCACGUGCUCCGGCCUCCACGCCGUCCCGACGCGGCGCCCUUGACGGAUUGGGAGAGAGGCCCGGAGCCUGAGCGCCCGCACCUUUCUGCAGGUUCCGAUGGCGGCGGCGCAGACAGACCCGGCGCAGGGCCUAAUGGCCUUUGAAGACGUGGCUGUGUACUUCUCUCGGGAGGAAUGGGGGCUCCUGGAUGCAGCCCAGAGGGCUCUGUACCGCCGUGUGAUGCUGGAGAACUUCACGCUCCUGGCCUCGCUGGGACUCUCUGUCUCCCGACCCCACGUGGUCAUCCAGCUUGAGUGUGGCAAGGAGCCCUGGGUUCUCAAUGGGACAGAUGUGACCCUGGCCAGGAAUGCCCAGAGGAGGCCGAGCCCUGGUGAGUGGGGGCUCAGGGGUGUGAGCUUGGGGCCAACCUAUGGCCAAGCUUCUGUCCACCUUCCCUCCUGGAUGCUCUCCUCUCCAGCUUCCCACCCGACCGACUCCUUUCACCAUCAGCCUCUUCUGGAGGCUCCGGCUUUGGCUGCCCUUGAAGGGGAGCUCCAAGGGCCACCCCCAGGCCGUGGUGAGACCUGCUCAGAAUCCCACCCUCAGCCAGUCUGUGUGGCCUCAGACCCUGCCCGUCUUCCCUCACCACCUCAUCUGUGGGGCCGUUUGUUCACGUGUUCAUCGUUGAGCACUUGCAGUGGCCAGUCCCGUUCGCGGCACUGGGGACACAGCCUUGCCCAGACCGCUCCUGGUCCUGCCUUUGUGGGGUUGACCCUGCUAGGGGAGAGGCAGUCAGCAAGCAGAGCUGCUUCCCCUCAUCUGGCAGAGGACAGAGAUGUUUCUGGAGAAGCAGCAUUGCCAGGGGCCUUCCAGGACGGCCCCCCUCUGGCACCGACUAGGGUUCUCCCCAGUGCUGGUGCCUCUGAGCGUGGGAAAAGCCUGGAGGGUCGGCGCGGCGUGUCCCCCUCUCGGGAGAGGAAACCCACAGGGGUGUCUGUGAUCUACUGGGAAAGCGGCGAGGCCAGCGUCAGCCUGCGGCUGACCUCUUCUCUGCGGGCCCCACCCGGGGAGAAGGCCCUCGCAGACCACCCUGCACCAGGCAAGCAGCCGAGGGCAUCGGAGCGGCAGAAGCUGUACGCAUGUGAGGCCCCGGGGAGAGCCUUCCCGGGCGCCCCAGAGGCUCAGGGGGACCGAGGAAUGGGUGAGGCUUGGCGCGAGCCUCAGAGACUGCUCGCUGUCUCAGAGCCCCCGACCUGGGCCGAACUGGGCGAGGCCCUGCACGCUGGACCCGGCCUCCUCUCUGGGGAGAAGCCCUUCGAGUGCAGGGCAUGCAGCAAGGUGUUCGUGAAGAGCUCGGACCUGCUGAAGCACCUGCGCACCCACACCGGGGAGCGGCCGUACGAGUGCGCGCAGUGCGGCAAGGCCUUCAGCCAGACGUCGCACCUGACGCAGCACCAGCGCAUCCACAGCGGAGAGACGCCCUACACGUGCCCGGCCUGCGGCCAGGCCUUCCGGCACAGCUCCUCGCUGGUGCGGCACCAGCGCAUCCACACGGCCGAGAAGGCCUUCCGCUGUGCCGAGUGCGGCAAGGCCUUCAGCCACCGCUCCAACCUCAGCCAGCACCGCAAGAUCCACGCCGGGGGCCGGCCCUACGCGUGCACGCGCUGUGGCCGCAGCUUCUGCCGCAACUCGCACCUGAUCCAGCACGAGCGCACGCACACCGGCGAGAAGCCCUUCGCCUGCGCGCUCUGCGGGGCCGCCUUCAGCCAGGGCUCGUCGCUCUUCAAGCACCGGCGCGUGCACACCGGCGAGAAGCCCUUCGCCUGCGCGCAGUGCGGCCGCGCCUUCAGCCACAGCUCCAACCUCAGGCAGCACCGGCUGCUGCACACGGGAGAGCGGCCUUUCCGUUGCUCGGACUGCGGCAAGGCCUUCGCCAAGGGCGCCGUGCUGCUCAGCCACCGACGCAUCCACACGGGCGAGAAGCCCUUCGUGUGCGCACAGUGCGGCCGCGCCUUCCGCGAGCGCCCGGCCCUCUUCCACCACCAGAGGCUCCACACCGGUGAGAAGCCAGCGCGGCGGCCCCGGGCCAGCUCGCUCCCCCAGGCCAGGCCUCCUUCGGGGGCAUCGUGUGAAGGCACACUGGGGAGGGAAGCCGGGCCCACUGCUGCCUCGGGCCCAGCCACGGUUCCGAAGACGGCUGAGCCUUGAGGUCGCAGCCCCGACCUUCCCCGGCCUGUUGUGAGUCCCUUCCAUGGGUACGGGGCCCCGCCCUCUGCAGAGCCACGCUGUGGAGAAGCUCUGCGCGUGCACUGCCAUUCCCCCUGCACGUGGUGACAAGAUUUGCCUCUUGUCAGCCACAGCUCACUCCUCCAGCCCCAAGCGGUCACGCUGAACAAAGGCCAGGGGGAGGCCAGCAUGGUGCUGCCAGUUCGCCCAUAUUUUGACUGUGCGCGCGAACGGGAAGCGCUGGGGCGGGGUGGAGGUGGUCCUGAGAACUUUCUGAGGUUUACACCCAACCUGCAGGGUCUGUGUGGAACCUCUCCACCCCUACCCCCAGCGUAUUCCCCCAGCCCUCAGUUCAUCCAGGGCUUCCUGGGAACAGGCCCAGAAGACAGGAAGUCAUGGGGGAGGCAGGUACUGGCUUCGGACAAGUGGCUGGGCUCUGAGCCUCAGCUCCCUCCUCUAGGGAAGAGAAAAGAUUCAGCCCUGCAGAGGGUAUUUGCAGCACCCUGACAGGCAGCAUCUUGAUAAGGGCCAAUAUGUGCCAACCGCCAGCCCCCGUUCUGAGCGCUGCACAGUUUCUCCUGACAGCUCUGUGAGGUGGCUGCUGUUAGUAUCCCCACUUCUCAGAUGAGGAGACUGAGGCACAGAGAGGGGACGUGAGUUGCACAACAGCAGGGCCACUGGCCCAGCAUCCAGAGAGCUCACCACUUUACCCCACACUUAGCCUGCCAGCUCUGAGGGCUGGGUGAAGCCUGCGUGGCUUGCGGCUCACGGCGGACCCUCAGGAGGUGGAGGAGGGUGGGGGCGGGAAGUCCCCGGGUGAAGGACGGAGAUUGAGAGUGAUGGUUCCCCAGCUGUGCUGGUGCAUUCAGAGUGUGGUCCAAGCCUCAGCUUCGGCCGUGUCCUGUUGUUACCGAAGUCAGCGAUACAGGAGCCUUUCCAUCCCCACUGCCUUGACUGGAGGUGACCGUAACAACAGGUGCAGAGGAGACAAGAUGGGGCUGCUUGAUUCUCUGGGGUCCAAUGGCCACGUGCCUGCCAUUACCUAAGGCUGUGUGUGGCGCCCUCCCAAGAUCUCCUCCCCAGUGUGACAUAACCCACAGGGUGGGGACACUGAGGCAGACAAGUUAGGUGGGGGCCUGGUUGGCUUCUUGUGGCCUUCAACAGACAAGCCCCAUCUCCACCUUAGGCCUCACCCGCAGGGAAGUUAAUGGUGUUUUUACUGGGGGUAAAAAAAGACUAGAACUUACAGCUUGGAAUGGAUGGACACUGUAAAUUCUUGCACGGCACUGUGUAGGUCCACAGCCUCAGCCUCCAGGUCAUGGUUCAGAAGGUUUUAACAAUACAGAGUCCAGAGAGGCUCUCUAAUAAAGGUUUCUUUUUAAAAACGUGAGUGGUAGCAGCCUGAAACCGGUUUCAUCCCAGCACGAUGCAAACGUGUCAUCACACAGCUGCAGGGACUUGGCUUCAACCCUGGUCCCUUUGAGAGGCCUCAGGGUAGAGGUGCAGCCUGUCUGCGGCCCACCGAAGGUCUGUGUCCCCUUGGCAGCCAAGAGACAUGGACAGGGUGGGGCUGCCCCAAGCAGCAGCUCUGUUGGGACAUGGGCCUUUGUGGAUCCAGGCCUUGGAAUCUGAGGCAGGGGGCACACGUGGAGACCCGAAAGGUUGACCCCAACCCAGUGGGUGCUCCCGUUCAAUCACCUCAAAGACCUCGCAGGUAUCUGCCAUUGCCAAAGAACAGAGACGUGACACCCCCAACUCUCCACCUGCCAGCAGGGUUCCGCCCCUGAAACCUCCCAAGUUCCUGCAAGGAAAGGAGACAAGGGGUAGGGAGAAGAGUCACACAGGGCCAGCUCCCCAAAACUCCUCAAGGGCAGGUCCUCUGAGCCAUUGUCCACCCCUCUUGGGGCCCAUCCUCUCUCUGAGCUGGUCC